Messenger RNA from Moneuplotes crassus, 757 nucleotides. Lineage: Eukaryota; Ciliophora; Spirotrichea; Euplotida; Euplotidae. The record is from the annotation of a GenBank genome assembly.
AAUUUAUCAGAUGAUGGAAGCCAAAGCUAAAAUAAAAGAAACUGAAGCACUGUUACUUAAAAGAGACUUAAAUUUUCAAGAAAUUAUAUAUAGAAACUCCUUACGUGAUCUAAAAUGAUGUCAUAUAUUGGAAAUGCAGGAGCUAGUCUGGGAUGUAGGAUCAGAUACUGAACAUGCUUCAAAUUUCCUGAUUAAGAAGUUACAACCAUUAGGCUUGAGUAUCAUCAAAAUGCUAACUCUCAAACAACAUUCAAGCUCUAAAUGCUUCAAGAAGAUUAUGAAAUCUUCCUUUAUUAAGAAGAUCUGUGAAUUAACUGUUGUAUUAGAUAAGGACCGAAGCAAAGCCUUUGCUUGUAACUUUAGAUCUAUCAUGAAGCUCAUUCCAACUGUGAAGGAUAAGUUUGUUUUAUAUCAUUGAAAUAUUAGUAAGAAUCAUUUUAGAAAAUUAAUACAAGCUGGAAGACAUAUCUUAAAUAUCGUUUUCAUUAACUGAGAGAUUAGUAUGAUGGAAUUAGAACUAUCUGAUUCAUUGCACUAUUCCACAAAAUCCAUAAUUUUAGAAUUUUGGAAAGAUCCAUUAAGCUCAGAAAGCUGAGAGCAAAGUAUUAAAGAUUUAUUAAAAGCAAUGGCAAAAACUGAUUUGAACAAAGCACUUGAAAUUUUGAAAAUUAACAGUUCAACUCCUCUACAAGAUCCCACAGAAUAUGCUCAAGAGUUAGGCUUUCACAAACUAAGUAUAAAUUAUCAACAAAUUUAG